AUGGUUUGAUCAGUACUACUACAGAUGGUUGGAUCAGUACUACUACAGAUGGUUUGAUCAGUACUACUACAAAUGGUUGGAUCAGUACUGCUACAAAUGGUUUGAUCAGUACUGCUACAAAUGGUUUGAUCAGUACUACUACAAAUGGUUGGAUCAGUACUGCUAUAAAUGGUUUGAUCAGCACUACUACAAAUGGUUGGAUCAGCACUACUACAAAUGGUUGGAUCAGUACUACUACAAAUGAUGGUUUGAUCAGUACUACUACAGAUGGUUGGAUCAGUACUACUACAGAUGGUUUGAUCAGUACUACUACAAAUGGUUGGAUCAGUACUGCUACAAAUGGUUUGAUCAGUACUGCUACAAAUGGUUUGAUCAGUACUACUACAAAUGGUUGGAUCAGUACUGCUAUAAAUGGUUUGAUCAGCACUACUACAAAUGGUUGGAUCAGCACUACUACAAAUGGUUUGAUCAGUACUACUACAAAUGGUUGGAUCAGUACUACUACAAAUGGUUUGAUCAGUACUACUACAAAUGGUUGGAUCAGUACUACUACAAAUGGUUUGAUCAGUACUACUACAAAUGGUUGGAUCAGUACUACUACAAAUGGUUGGAUCAGUACUACUACAAAUGGUUUGAUCAGCACUACUACAAAUGGGUUGAUCAGUACUACUACA
Protopterus annectens (West African lungfish) is the source of this 674-nucleotide messenger RNA. Its product is annotated as cell wall protein RBR3-like. The transcript is spliced from 2 exons. Lineage: Eukaryota; Metazoa; Chordata; Ceratodontiformes; Protopteridae. The record is from RefSeq and is a predicted model, not a curated record. The annotation marks the transcript as partial.